This is a messenger RNA of Leishmania mexicana MHOM/GT/2001/U1103, 666 nucleotides long. RefSeq lists its product as hypothetical. NCBI's taxonomy places the organism in Eukaryota, Euglenozoa, Kinetoplastea, Trypanosomatida, Trypanosomatidae. Bases 1 to 666 code for a protein of 221 amino acids. Gene Ontology annotation, molecular function: RNA binding. Gene Ontology annotation, cellular component: nucleolus. The record is from RefSeq and is a predicted model, not a curated record. The transcript has a single exon.
AUGUCCUCCGACGCCGUUGCAACAGGCUCCUCAGUAGGCAAUGGUGAGACCAAGGCGCCUACCGCCAAGACCUCGGCUGUUCCGUUCGUGCGUGAAACGCGCAGCAUCAAGAUCCCGCAUCACCGCUUUCCUCCACUCAAAAAGGUGUGGAUGGAGGUGUACACGCCGAUCGUGGAGCAGUGCAAGCUUGAAAUCCGCAUGAACCUCAAGACACGCAGUGUCGACCUCCGCACGUCGCCGUCCACGUCCACCGCCGAGGGCGAUCAGAGCGCCACUGCGAGCAAAAUCAUGCUGCAGAAAGCAGAGGACUUUGUGAAAGCCGUCAUUGCCGGCUUUGACGUGCGCGACGCCGUGGCGCUGCUGCGUAUGGACGACGUGUACAUUGAGGGUUUCGAAAUCAAGGACGUGCGUGCCAACCUGCAGGGCGACAACUUGUCUCGCUGCAUCGGCCGGAUCAGCGGCUCGCACGGAAAGACAAAGUACACGAUCGAAAACGUCACCCGUACCCGCAUCGUGGUCGCCGACACAAAGAUCUGGAUCAUGGGCACGACACAAAACAUCCGUGUGGCACGGGACUCCAUCUGCGAUCUGAUCCGCGGUAGUCCUGCCGCGAAGGUGUACACACGCAUUCGUGCCGUCAUGAACCGUGUCAACAACGCGUUCUAG